AUGUUUCGAAGCCGUCCUAAACGUUAUACUCGGCGAAUGAUAACUGUGGCUCUGUCAUUCGUUUUCCUUAUCCUAUUUUGUGAAUUUUUUAUCUACUACAUCUUAAUAAUUCAGUGUUUUUGGCCUACUUUAAAUGAUCACGAAGCUGGGCGGACAAAGUUGAAGGUUAUGGUGCUGGCCGAUCCUCAUUUGGUGGGCGUGUACAGGGGGCAUCCAUUUGAUCGCAUUCGCCGCGAUUGGGAAAUGGCUCGGGCGUUUCAUGCAGCCAUAAACAUCCAUGCGCCAGAUGUAGUACUCAUAUUGGGUGACUUGUUUGAUGAAGGGCUGUGGUCUAACGAUGAGGAAUUCGAUAAACAAUUGACCCGAUACCGUCGGAUAUUCGCAUAUGAUCGAACGAAAACGGUACUGAAGAAUGUGGUUGGGAACCAUGAUAUUGGUUUUCACUAUGCUAUCCACCCAUACUUGGACUGGCGUUUUCGCAAACAACUCACCGCAUCCGCGGACUCCACCGCGGUCAGCCUUUGGGUUUACGCACGUAUCCCAUUCGUGCUAGCAAACAGUAUGGCAUUUGAGGGGGAUCAGUGCCACCUAUGCACUGAGGCCAUGAAAAAUGUGCACGAUAUUGGGAAACGAUUACGCAACGUGUCUGUCACAUAUCCGGCGGCACAUUCCUCGAUCAUUCCAACCGAUCGUGUACCCACGUUUAUGGCUGCAGAUAGUGAGAAGGAGCAAUUGGACGAGUAUUCUCGACCAAUUUUGCUAUUGCAUUUUCCUCUCUACCGAAAGGAUGAGACGGAUUGUUCCCCGGACGCAUGGGAUGCAAUGCCUACCAAAGAUCGUUCCAAACCAUAUCGACCCAAAUGGGAUUGUCUCUCUGAAGAGGCCACAAAUGAACUACUACGCCAACUUCGACCACGACUGGUGCUUUCCGGUCACUCACACUACUCUUGUGUCCGUCACCAUCGGAUUCCAGACGAACCGAACACCUUGGUUCCUGAGUGGACCGUGGCCAGUUUCUCGUGGAGGAAUUUACCCAACCCUAGUUUUCUUAUGGUAUGUUUUCCUGUUUAUCCGACGCAACCGUCUUUCAAUCAACGAGGAUGA
This is a messenger RNA of Echinostoma caproni, 1104 nucleotides long. The record is from the annotation of a GenBank genome assembly. Lineage: Eukaryota; Metazoa; Platyhelminthes; Trematoda; Plagiorchiida; Echinostomatidae.